Molecule: messenger RNA, 6300 nt
Organism: Seriola aureovittata
Lineage: Eukaryota; Metazoa; Chordata; Actinopteri; Carangiformes; Carangidae
Gene: ccdc9
Product: coiled-coil domain containing 9
Exons: 16
Coding region: 189-3104 (971 amino acids)
Source: RefSeq, a predicted model, not a curated record
GGGGUCUUUAUUUGGCAGGAAGUUAGCCGCAGCUAACAGGAAGCCGAACAAUGAGGGCACUCUGAGGUGCAGGAAUUGGCAAAGAGCAGCGAGUGCUAACGUUGGUCUUUCCACUCGGUACAACUUGCCCUGAUAAAGGAGGAACAAGUAGUCUGCCACCUGUGUAUGAGGACAAGUCAGAGGCAGCUAUGUCUUCAACGGUGGAUCUCAAGACCAAGGAGGAGAAGGACGCAGAGUUGGACAGAAGAAUCGAAGCUCUGAGGAAAAAGAAUGAAGCUCUGGUCAAGAGGUACCAGGAAAUCGAAGAAGACAAGAAGAAAGCAGAACAGGAGGGCAUUGCUGUGACGACACCUCGGAAGCCCCGCCCCCAUGAGCCAGAGACGGACAGGAGGAAGACGGAGAAGGAAAACUUCACCGUCACAGUCGACCUUUCUAAGCCAACAGGGGAGAAGAGAGUCGUGAAUGACUGGAAACCUGGACCUGGAACACCUCGCGGCCGGAAGUCGUCAGAAGAAAGCGACGGCCUCAGAGGGCAGAGCGACGCCCAUAGCCCCACCAGGAGGACGGGGUCGACACGGAUAGGCCGGGGAGGACAGAGAGGAGGAGGAGGUCGCCAAGAGAGGAGAGAAUGGGAACCGAGGACACCCAGAGAUGGAGAACCCGGGGGGGAGUUGGGAGGGCAGGGACGCAGAGGAGGAAGGAGAGGAAGAGGAAGAGGAGGAGAGGGAGGAGGUGGAGGUGGAGGUGGAGGUGGAGGAGGAGGAGGAGGAGGAGGAGGCGGAGGAGGCGGAGGAGGCGGAGGAGGAGGAGGAGGAACAGGAACAGGAACAGGAACACCAGGUGGCAUGGACAGGAAAUCUAAAGAAUGGGAGGAGAAGAGACGACAGAACAUUGAGAAGAUGAACGAAGAAAUGGAGAGAAUAGCGGAGUAUGAGAGAGGACAGCGGCAGGAUGGUGACAAGCCGAUUCGUAACUUCCUGGAUGACCCGAGACGUUCGGGCCCAGCGCCAGACAUAGACCGCAAGGAGGGCAGCAGGAGACAUGUCCGAAACUGGGGGGGGCUGGACUUUGACAACGUAAAGACAGGAGCUGAACUGGAGAGGGAGUGGACUAGUCGAAGGCCUGGUCCGAAAGGCUCUGUGGACAUGACCAUGUCCAUGACCGGCCGGGAGAGAGCAGAGUACCUGCGCUGGAAGAAGGAGCGUGAGCAGAUUGACGAGGAGAGACUGGCGCGCCAUCGCAACGCCACAGGCCAGUGGAGACGAGAGUGGGACGCACAGAAGACUGAGAACAUGUUCAAGGAGGACCCAUAUGUGGCUGCAGAGGGCAUCACGUCCGAGCAGGGCAGCAGGAGAGCCCGGGGGCGUAACUCUCGUGCAGAGCCUCGGGGCAGGGCCUCAGAUGACACUAAGCGGCCGCCUAAAGUUCCGACGUUUGGUGACUUCCUGUCCCAGGGAAGGAGCCAGGGGCCCCGAGGGGACCGAGGCAGAGGGAAGGGCCGAGGACAGAAACAGAGCUACAGCAUGCAUGACAACCGCUGGGAAGGAGAGAAAGAAGAGGAGGAGAAGGAAAAGGAGGACAAGACAAAGGCGGAGGAGAAGACAAAAAAGAAGGAUACAGAGGAAGAAAAACCCAAACCUCCCACAGCACAGAAGGUGGAGGAGAAGAAUGGAGACGGAGAGGAAGACGACGACGAAUGGGAGGAUGCCAGUGAUGGAGAAGACGCCGAGGAAGCGGUGGAGGAAGGGAGCAACUCGGAACACGACUCCAGGGGCGACGAGAAGAAAGACACUGGGAAAGAGAAAAAACCAGCCAAGAGCAAAGACAAUUCCCCUGCGUCUCCCAAACCUCGUUCUCGAUCUACAUCGACAGGAAGCCCCAAAGAGCAGCGGACUCCCAGGCCGAAGGUCCGCAUCCCUCCCCCAGCAACCGCUCAGGAGUCACCAGAGGGAGGCAAGCCCAUCAGCCCCUUCUCCCCACUGGAUGGCCACCAGCCUGUGUCAGAUUGGGGGGAGGAGAUGGAGAUGCUGUCGCCCCGGAGCAGCAUGGGGGGCGAGAGCCCCCUGAAACCUCCGAGUGCUGAGGCCAGCCCCCCCCAGAAGAAGGCCCAGGAGGAGGAGAAGCAGCAGCAGCAGCAGCAGCAGGAGGAGCAGACAGAGAGCAAAGCUGCCAGCUCCAAAGAACCUGCUGAGCCACAGAAAAAGGAGGAUACAGAAGAGGCUAAACCCCAGCAGCCUCCGAUAGUGUCAGCACCGGAGCCCGUGGCAGCACCGGAGCCCAUGGCAGCACCGGAGCCCGUGGCAACAACGGAGACCGUGUCAACAACGGAGACCAUGGCAACAAUGGAGCCGGUGGCAGCACCAGAGCCCGUGGCAACAACGGAGACCGUGUCAGCACUGGAGCCGGUGGCAGCACCGGAGACCGUGGCAGCACCGGAGCCCGUGGCAGCACCGGAGCCCGUGGCAACACCGGAGCCCGUGUCAGCACCGGAGCCGGUGGCAGCACCGGAGACCGUGGCAGCACCGGAGCCGGUGGCAGCACCGGAGCCCGUGGCAACACCGGAGCCGGUGGCAGCACCGGAGCCGGUGGCAGCACCGGAGACCGUGGCAGCACCGGAGACCGUGGCAGCACCGGAGCCCGUGGCAGCACCGGAGCCCGUGUCAGCACCGGAGCCGGUGGCAGCACCGGAGACCGUGGCAGCACCGGAGCCCGUGUCAGCACCAGAGCCGGUGGCAGCACCGGAGACCGUGGCAGCACCAGAGCCCAUCCCCACAGACUCUCCCGCUGCACUGCCAUCUGACGACACCCUCUCUGAUAUUUCUGUCCCAGCCCCCUCUGAGGUCACUGAGGCUGCUGUGACGAUGGACGAGGACACACCUGCUGCUCCUUCACAAGCAGAAACACUGGACACUGAUCCCUCUCCCGCCGUCCUGGAGGCUGAUCAGAGCUUCUCUGAACCAGCAGGAGGGAGAGAUGACGACACAGCAGGAGGGAAAGAUGACGACACAGCAGGAGAUAAAGAUGGCGACACGGCGCCAGCUGAGACCAACGCUGCCCUGACAGCAGAACCAGUGGAGUCCUCAGAGCAGACGUCCUCAGGCUGAAGCUGCUGGGAACAAACAGACUCACUUCUGAGGAGGAUGGAGGGAUGAAAGGAAGAGGAGACGUCUGAGGAGCAUCACACUACUCAUCACUGGAGUGGCCAUCACGCAUCUAAAUCAAAAAAGAAAAAUAAUGACUUAAACUGUCAUGAGGAGGAGGAGGAGGGGGAGGAGGAGGGACUGUGCACCGCCGCCAUGGACAGACAUCUUUUCAGCGCUCUGUCUCUGAGCUGUUUUAAUUCUUCUGGAUCAAUGGGUCCGAUCACCUCUGAGCAGUCGCUAUCUGUUGUCUCACUCUGUUAAAUAUGAAGACAUCAGGAGUAAAAUGUCCACCAGUCACUGGUUUUCAACACUGAAAAGCUUCAUGUUUUGUUCUCACAGUUUGUGCAGAAGACCACUUGUGUAGACAUGUUGUCACGGGAGGAUUGGAGACUGAGGUGACAUGUACUCAGAGCGUCGCUGCUGAAGCAGCGAGCUCAGUUUCCCCUCUGAGAUUUUGUGUUUAUGAAUUGACCCCAUGGAGUCUGGCAGCUGGAGUCAGUUGACCCAUCGCUGAGCUAUGAGGAGUGUUAGAUAGGUGAUAAGUCUCAUCAUUUUAGAGGUCCACAUCAUUGUAGAGACAGUGUUUGUUUGUCUUGUGCUCGACUGCCUCAGGAACAAAACAGGUUAAUGUCUGUGUUGGUUUUAGCUCUUCUCACUAGACUUCUCACUGCAGCUUGUGAACCUCAAUGUGUGAUGAGUUAACCAGCCUUUGUACAGCUGCUACCAGGUAUAUGAUUAGGAGAACUCCACCGAUUCUGACAUGACACUCAUGAUGCACAGUUUCUUUUUAAAAAGGAUUAAAAAUCAGCGAGAGAUAUCAGAUACUAUCUUUUCAAUUCUUGCAUUCAAAACCUGGUACAUUACCCACAAUGCAACUCAACCGCUGCCAGUUUGGACAGAGAUUUGAGUGUGAUAUGCUCGUGUGUCUACUCUGCAGCAGAGAUGAGGAGUGGGCUACAGAGGUCUCACUUCUGUCUACCUCCACACCUACAGAUUUAUUUUUAUUUUCAAACUUCUAGUUCUCAGACUCAAGUGACAUCACUUGAGGGCAUUUCUUAGGCAGACACAGCUCCCUCUGGAAACACUAAAGGCUUCAUACUAUCACUUUCACAUAUGCACUUGUGCUCCCCCAGACCCUGAAAACCAAAUUUAAUGUGUAAAAUCGAUGGAAUUCCCCUUGAACAUAAAUGGCGUAGCUAGUGUUGCCUGAUGGUUAAUUCACUAUCACACAAGCUCCAGUGUUGGAUUAGAGACUGGCGAGACCGUUAGUGUGAGUUACAUGUGGAAAUGAAUAUAAAGGAUCAGACUGUUAAUCUUCCUGCAGAACAACACUGGUUAACCCUCAGCCACUAAACUCUUACUAUCAUCUUGAGUCAGCUUUUAUUCAGACAUUAUUUACACACUGUUUAUUUUAAACAGUUGCUCUAACGUUAAAUCCUCUGUGACUUUUCCAUCGCACUGAUCUCAGAUCCAUUAAUCUUUAUAAUGUAGUGAUGGGUCUCCACCCUCCAGUCUGCCCGGCUCUUUGGUUUUAUUUUGUGGAUUUUAAUUACUCCGUUUGUAAGAUUGUACAUGCAAAUACUUUUGUUUCUCCUAUCAGACCCCUGACACUUUUUUUUUUUUUUUUUUUUUUUUAAUGAUCAUCAUCAGAGAAAAUAUUUCUAAAAAUAUCGUAACAAACAGCUUUCAAAAACAAGGAUCCUUCACACUGUUUACAUGAGCUUCACUGCAGGUAGUAUGAUGCUCUGAGUGUCAUUCACUGUAUGUUGUACAUGAGAGCCAGCUGUACAGGCCUGCUGUGUGUGUUGCAGAGUAACUGGCUUCAGUGAUGCUGUCGCUCAGGUGUGGAUCAGAGUGACCGACUCGCUGUUUGAGGAAAAACUUUGAUGACUUUUGUCAUUUUUGGCUGAUGCUCUCACCCGGAUUAACUCGUAGGAUCAGGUGUCUCGCUUAAGGGCAUCAUGUGACGUCUUCACACUUAUUCCCUCGUCUCAAAAAUACCAAUCAUGUACUUUAAGCAGUGGGUGCAUUUGCUGUUGUUAAUGAUGUGGUUCUGUGUCAUAAUCAGAAAACAUAUUAUAGUUUCACUGACUCAGUCUUUGCUUUCAUUUUGAGACUGGUGGGUUGUGAAUCAUCGGAGGCCAGUUCUACAGGGGAAUCUGUCACAUCCGUCUGGUAAGAUUUCCCCUCUCUCCUUAGAUGACACACUGCCUCUUUAAAUAGACAGUUUGUUUUUUUUAAAUCAAGGGUUUCAUCCCAAAAUGCUUUAAUGAAAACAACCUUCUCAACGAGAUAUUAGUGAGUUAUUGGUUUUACAUUAAAAAUUCAUGUUUUCAAACAGCCAUAAUAACAGUCUAUUUGGAUGAAAUUGUCUAAGGUGCACUAACAUGAGUUACUCCUUGCAUAAGGAAUUUUUGGGCUGCAGUGUUUUGUUUUAAUAGACAGCUUUGAGAUGAAACCCUCCACUCAUACCUCAGCAGACCAAGGGCUUCAGUUUGGUUUGUUUUGGAGUUUGUGCUUUGUUUUCUGCAAACGGCUCGGCCUUUGAAUCAUGUUAGUUGUAGCGGCUCACCUGUGGCGUUUGAAGACACAGGGCUAAGUGGGACGCUUUAAUGUUUUGUGUUCUCGAUCAGAGGAAUAAAAGCGAUGCAUUUGAAGUGAAAGGAACUGCAAUAUGUACAGUUUUUAAAUAAACAUUCCACAGCUGGGUGUUUGUGCAAAAUGUAGCCUGUGAGCUAUGAAAAAAAUAUUGUUUUUAUGUUUCCUCUUUUUUGGUUUUGCAUAUGGAUGUUUAUUUUUCUGAGCUUCGAUGACAGAUUGUAUUUAAGGCCGUAGAUAUUUCAAUGUACACCCAUAUCUACAACGUCUUCCUGUUUGAUACAUGAAAUCGCUGUGACGACUAACAAGGUUUGCGUUUUAGGGAGUGGUGUGCAGCUGUUUUAAAAAAAUGAUCAGGACAGGCAUGAAUCUGAAACUGUAGCUUUUUAAUGUUGUCGAAGCCAUGGAUGAGAUAAAUGUCCCCAUCAGCUCACACAUCAGGCAGACAGACUCCAGAUGUUCGUACAGCUUUCCACAACGUGACCCACAUGAAAUGUAAAGCACACUGUUGCUUUCAAUUUUUGUUUUUCUCAUUUAGCCAAUAAAUGUUUUUCUCUGA